Nomia melanderi (Alkali bee) is the source of this 2825-nucleotide messenger RNA. Its product is annotated as putative tubulin polyglutamylase TTLL2. Gene Ontology annotation, molecular function: tubulin binding; tubulin-glutamic acid ligase activity. NCBI's taxonomy places the organism in Eukaryota, Metazoa, Arthropoda, Insecta, Hymenoptera, Halictidae. Gene Ontology annotation, biological process: protein polyglutamylation; microtubule cytoskeleton organization. The record is from RefSeq and is a predicted model, not a curated record. Gene Ontology annotation, cellular component: ciliary basal body.
CGGCUCGUUUGCGUGCGGUUCCGCCGGAAUAUUUGAAUACCGAGGACCGUCGGCUCGAGUACCAGCCCGCCGUUCAGGAGUUUUAUGCUCGCGUACGGGCGACACAGAACGCGGGCAUGUCCUGUCGGCCGGGCAUUUGAACGCUAACGCGCGGAUCUCAGGACACGGUGCUCGCGUUCAAACGAGGGAACGGCGGAGUUCCACGAAUGGGAGUCGCGAACGCGAGUAGGAGAUCUUGUUUCGCUCGUGCACAGAACGCAGCCGUGUCAACAAUCGCACGAGUCGAACCAUGUCAUGUCGUGAUCUGCUAGUCCAGCUAUCUUCCCGCGUCGCGCCGGAGUACAAUGCGUCGGCAUGGCAGUGAAAUACUUGGACGGUCCCUUCGUCUUCAGACUUAACGACAAUGGUACAGGACCACAUCUGCUCAUACAGGUGUGCACGGAACGUGGCUGGAGGGAAUAUACUGGCGAUAAUAAUGUAUUCAAAGAUCGAUGGAAUUUAUGGUGGCGGUCCGGCGGUUUCUCGUCGCCUCAUUACAGGCCGUUGCCCUGGCAGUUCGUCAACAGAAUCCCGAAGGGCAGCUCGAUCUGCAGAAAGGACAAUCUUAUCCGGCACUUAAGAUGCAUGAAGAAGAUGCACGGCUCGAUCUACGAUUUCAGCCCCGCAGGUUACAAUUUGCCGUCGGAGUACACGAAAUUCGCGGAGGAGUGCAACCGCUGCGAGAAAGACGACAGGGUGUGGAUCUGUAAGCCGGUCAGUCAAAGCCAAGGGAGAGGCAUCUUCCUGUUUCGUAAGCUGAGCGACCUCACGUACGACAACACGACGGUGGUGCAAAGGUACAUCGAGAGCCCCCUGCUGAUCGGCGGCUACAAAUUUGACCUAAGGUUGUACGUGUGCGUGCCGUCGUACCGGCCUCUGACCAUAUAUCUGUACAAGGAAGGCCUGACGCGUUUCGCCACCGAGAAGUUCUCGCUGGAACACUUGAACGACCCUUUCAGGCACCUCACCAACUUCUCCCUGAACAAACUUGGCCCGGGAUACGCGGAGAAAAAGGAGCGCGUCGGUUCUGGCUGUAAAUGGACUUUCAGACAGCUGAGGAGGUAUUUCGAGCAGGCCGGUUACUUCGAUUGGUUCCUCUGGCAGAGGAUCGCCUGCCUGGUGAGCUUGACGAUACUAAGCCAAGCGGCGGGUAUACCGAGAUCUUCCAAUUGCUUCGAGUUCUUUGGCUUCGACGUGUUGAUCGACAAGGAUCUGAAACCAUGGUUACUCGAGGUCAAUCUCAGCCCGGCAUUAAGCAACGACUGUGAGAUCGAUUCGGAGGUGAAGAAACCCUUGCUACACGACUUGUUCGAUUUACUAGGUCUUCCAGUAUGCAACACUGGACUCUCCCUGUUCACGAUAUGGUCGACGAAUCGCGUUAACGUCGACAUCGAAGAGUCUUCCAAGUACUGUAAGGGCCGGACCGCGAAGAAGAAGUCCAGAACCGGUCGGGAGAUCGACGGUUUCGUAAAUCUAUGCACGGAUCUUCAGCCUACUCUUAGACAAUCGAAUCUACACGAUUGUUCGAAUUCAUGGUCUCGUUACAAUCCCUUGUUGGUGGACAAAUACAUUCCUCGCGGUUUCCGUGGUACCAAUCCUGAGAAUCACGAUAAGACAUCGGUUUGGGACAAUGGAAAGGACUGGAACACACCUUGCAUGAAAGAGGGUGGAUGGGUCCGUAUUUAUCCAUUGACUCGGGCGCAGUCCAACGACAACGCGGAGUACGUGUCUGCGUCGGCUACCGAGUCUUCGCGGGUCGUGGAAAAGGAAGUCAGGAACACGGUUCUUUGUAUACAGAAGUAUCUGAAAGCUGCCAAAGAAGUACACAAAAAGUCCGAGAAAUAUAGAGACGAACAAUGUAACGCGAUGCUCCGUAAAGCGUUCGAAUUAAAUACCGAAAUAUGGCUGCCAGCAAAGUGAUUAAAACGAUUGAAUAAGAUGUUCUUUACCUUUGUCGCGGCUUUAAAGCGACGUUUCGCACGAUACGCCUUAAUAAUCUGUACAGAUGCAUGUUCAACUAAAUCGUGAUAUUUACAUCAAUGCAUUUAAUUUAAUGAUACGUCGAUACUACAGGCGGCAAUUUGUUAAUGAUAAUAGUAUACUGGAUGUAUUUACGAUAGAGGUUUCAUUCGAUGAAGUAUUCGUAUUUCUGUUUCAUUAAUGCGGUUCCAACUAUGGGUCCUACGUGAAGACAAUGGAAGGACGGUGGUGAUGGUGGAAGGCACAUCAUUUAUUCACCAAGAAGUUCUCGGUUUAUUGAAUGUUUUCUUGAAAAUGUACAUUAAUUCACCCCCUUCGCCGCUAACCUCUUGUCGCGUUCCUCGGCGAUCGAUAGCUUAACACCUUUGUCCCUUGGCAAGCUAAUGUACGGCUUUGUACCCUUGCCGAUGAUGAACACGUUGUUCAACCUGCGCAGAAUAUUUGUUUAGAUUUUAUAUUAUGCAAUGAGGAAAAAAAAGCUGAGUGAAAUUUCAAGCGUUUCUGUCUCCUAAAUGGGUAAUACUGAAAAGCCUACGCGAAGGCAAUCAGUGACCAAUAUGAAGGAAUUUCAUUUUGGCCAAAUUUUGACUACAAUACGUGUAUUAUGCAUUAUCAUAGCUUCGAUUAUGGCCAAUAGAAAUGAAGUAAAGCUCUUUCGCAUUAUUUUAAAUCAAGAUAUAAAUGUCGACAGUAAAUGUACAUACCUCGUUGCGAAAGUAUGUCCUUGUGAAUCUUUAAUAUGACAAAUAUCAAAGGAUCCAGGAUGACGUUCGCGACUGACAACCGUACCGACACGCCCCAAAUUU